Molecule: messenger RNA, 1071 nt
Organism: Psilocybe cubensis
Lineage: Eukaryota; Fungi; Basidiomycota; Agaricomycetes; Agaricales; Agrocybaceae
Exons: 3
Coding region: 1-1071 (356 amino acids)
Biological process (GO): regulation of transcription by RNA polymerase II
Cellular component (GO): nucleus
Molecular function (GO): RNA polymerase II transcription regulatory region sequence-specific DNA binding; DNA-binding transcription activator activity, RNA polymerase II-specific
Source: RefSeq, a predicted model, not a curated record
AUGCUAUCUCUCAAAAGCGAGGCUCUAGAGGACACAGUUUGCCUUACGUCCCCAGAACCAUCUGGUGCUCAGGAAUUACAAUUCUGGGAAACAUUUGCAUUUGACAUGGAGCGGGAGCAACACGCAAACUCUCGGAAUCCUCGAGACCCACAAAGAUCACGCUCUACUUCUACGUCUAAUACGACAGCGCAGCAUUCGCGUAUACAUUCAGGAGCUCCAAGCGUACAAGAUGCUGCAUUACUGGCCCAAUUUGCCGCUGCCACAGGGGGCGGCGACCUCAGUCAGGUGUAUUCCAAUAUAAUGGCCCAAAACCCUUAUCCAUCCAUGGGCCCAACGCCUGGCUUUUACGGAAACUUCUUGCACCACGGUUCGAUGCCGACGCAACUGCCUCCGCUAUCUUCACUUGACUUUCCAUGGAAUAACGUCCCCCAGCAACCGCAGGCUAGUUCCAGUCAUUACGACCACCGUCAAGAAGAUCCAAAUACAAGAAUGCAUACUUUACCACCAUAUAUGGACGCGCAGUUUACACCGUCUGGGCCCCGCCCUGCUCAGACGACUAAAGAGAGCAAGCGAGGGAAAGCGGCAUCAAGCUCCACGGUGAAUGAGAAUCGAUCAACAAGUUCUCCGGAGGUCGAUAUGACGGAAGCGGAACGCGCAGCCAUCGCAGACGAGAAAAGACGCAGAAAUACAGCAGCAUCCGCGCGUUUUCGAAUCAAGAAGAAGCACAAAACUCUGGGACUCGAGCGAUCCGUGUCGGACCUGACUGGGAGGGCAGAAGAACUAGAGAGAGAGGCUGCCGACUUGCGUAGAGAGAACGGAUGGUUAAAAGAAAUCGUCAUGCUCAAAGGCACCAGAUUUGCCGCAAAUAACGCGGCACAUAGGGAAGCAUUGAGUCAGGCCGCUGCUCUCGCAACUGGUGGUUAUACAGACGCGUCCAGGGAACCUGCGGGUAGUUCGACUCGGAAGGGAGAGGCAUCAGAGUCCGAGCGAUCAGAAUCAGAGUCAUCCGAUGUUGAGGAAAAAAAGUCAAAGACCAAGGGGAAGGGGAAGAAAUCGUCAAAAAAUGAGUGA